GAAAACUUUACAUAUUCCUUCCCUUUUGGGAAGGUUUUGUUUCUCUUCAAAAAUGUCUUUUGCCAUCUUCUUUAUAUGGCUUGUCACCGUCCCUUUCUGUGUUCAUUCUCAGCAAAUUAACCCACCUCAAGGCUUCACCUUAAGCUGCGGCGACGCAGAAGACCGUAUGUUAGGGGUACAGAAAUUUGUCCCAGAUACAGAAUUCGUCUCUGUUGGUAAUGCAACGGCUGUAAAAACACCAGAUGUACUGUCAGUAUUAACCACAUUGCGAUUCUUUCCGGACCAGUUAGCGAGGAAAUAUUGCUAUACUUUUCCUGUGAUUAUUGGGGAGAAAUAUUUAGUAAAAACUAUAUACUAUUAUGGAGAGUUUGAUGGAGGAGUGACGCCACCUGUAUUUGAUCAGAUUAUCGAUGGGACUAGAUGGAGCAUUGUUAAUACCACUGAGGAUUAUGCCAAGGGACUAAGCUCCUACUAUGAGAUUUUUGUGGCAGCUACAGGGCAAAACCUUGGUGUUUGCCUAGCCAGGAAUGAAAACACUGCUUCGCAUCCGUUUAUUUCUGCCAUUGAAGUGCAACCCCUUGAUCCAUCCGUGUAUAAUGCCACUGAUUUCUCCAAGUAUGCACUUAGUACUGUUGAAAGGAGUAAAUUUGGAGAAAAAACUGGAGACAUGAUUGGCUUUCCAGAUGAUAAAUUCGACCGGCUGUGGCUACCAUUUGGGGACAACAAUUACAUUGUCAAUAGCCACUACAAUGUGAGCUCAGAAGAUUUUUGGAACAUGCCACCAGUGAAAGCAUUUACAUCAUCGAUUACAGCCCUGCCACAUAAGUCACUUCAAAUCAUGUGGCCACCAGUGUUACUUCCCAGUAGCACAUACUACAUUGCACUCUAUUUCCAGGACGACCGGAGUCCAGGCCCUGAUAGCUGGAGAGUGUUUGAUGUUGUUGUAAAUGGGGAGGCUUUCUACAAGGGUCUUAAUGUCACCACCAAAGGUGUGACUGUUUAUGGAAGCGAACAGCCAUUGUCUGGUCAGACUAAUAUCACCUUGAUUCCUGAAGGUGAUGUUGGACCUAUAAUCAGUGCUGGUGAAAUCCUGCAGGUUCUGCCUCUUGGAGGAAUUACUCUUCCUGCAGAUGUCGCGGCGAUGGAAGAUUUGGCCAGAGCGUUUAUCAAUACACCUUCUGAUUGGAGGGGAGAUCCAUGCUUGCCUCCCGAGAACUCAUGGGGUGGAGUUUCAUGUUCUACUGAUAUCCCAGCUAGAGUUCUCCACAUAAAUCUUACAUGCAUUGAGCUGUCGGGGACUCUUUCCCCAAGCGUCGCCAAUUUAACAGCACUAAAGAAUCUUUGGCUUGGAGGAAACAGAAUCUCUGGUCCAAUUCCAGAUAUGUCAUCACUGACGAUGCUAGAAACGUUGCAUUUGGAGGACAAUCAAUUCCAAGGAGUAAUCCCACAAUGGCUAGGCCAACUUGAGAACCUUCGUGAGGUAUUCCUUCAAAACAAUACUCUCGAAGGACAAAUUCCUGAUGAUAUAAUGAAAAAGAAUGGAUUAUUUAUUCAGGUGACUCCAAUGAAUACUUUCAUCCCGAUAACACAAUAAUGCUAUAGCUAUUGAAAACUAAAAGGGGUUUGUGCCAUUUUACUUGUUUGGUUCUGGAGCUGAAAAUCUGCUGGCUUCAAACGAUCCACAACACAAGAAGAUCAGAUGAUAGCAGCAGAUACUUUCUCUUCCAAGUUAGAGUUCCAAGUUCUACCAACCGAAUAUUGUAAUUUAUAUUUUAUAAUUUAUGAAAUUUUUAUUCAUUUAUACAGUGACUGUGUCCCCUGAUCUAAUGAGAGGGAAUUUUACCGGCAAGAUGGAAUGGAAUCCCAUUACUUGAUCCGAGUAUAAAUUCUCACCACAAAAACGGCUGAUAUGCAUUUACCGCAUUGCUUAUCAUUAUUUUAUUAAAGUUU
Mangifera indica (mango) is the source of this 1950-nucleotide messenger RNA. RefSeq names its product probable LRR receptor-like serine/threonine-protein kinase At5g59680. The record is from RefSeq and is a predicted model, not a curated record. Gene Ontology annotation, molecular function: protein binding. Lineage: Eukaryota; Viridiplantae; Streptophyta; Magnoliopsida; Sapindales; Anacardiaceae. Bases 53 to 1594 code for a protein of 513 amino acids. The transcript has 9 exons.